ACUUUCGCGCAUGCGCACCUCGGAGCUGACGGCACGUUGGGAUAAGCAUGGCGGACGACAGCCGGGAGAGCGUGAAGGAAAACACAUCUGUAAAUGUCGAAGGUUCGAGUAGUGAUGAAGAUGAUGAAGUGGUUAAUAACGAAGAACGUGAGGAGAUGACAAAGACCUUCAAAGACUUGGGUGUUACUGAGGUUCUCUGUGAGGCUUGUGAUCACCUGGGAUGGAAAAGUCCAACAAAGAUUCAGGUGGAGGCUAUUCCAGUGGCGUUGGAAGGGAGGGAUGUCAUCGGCCUGGCAGAGACGGGUUCGGGGAAGACCGGUGCUUUCGCUCUGCCUGUCCUCCAGUCCCUGCUGGCUUCACCUCAGAGGCUCCACACACUCGUCCUGACCCCCACCAGAGAGCUGGCCUUUCAGAUCUCUGAGCAGUUUGAGGCUCUGGGCUCCAGCAUCGGGGUUAAAUGUGCUGUCAUCGUUGGUGGGAUUGAUAUGAUGGCCCAGUCCCUGGUGUUGGCCAAAAAGCCUCAUGUCGUCAUUGGUGAAUAAAAUCUUGAAGGUCAUUCCACGAGACAGACGAACCUUUUUGUUCUCUGCCACCAUGACCAAAAAAGUGCAGAAACUAGAACGAGCAGCUCUGAAAGAUCCUGUAAAGUGUGCAGUAUCUACAAAAUACUCCACAGUAGACAAGCUGCAGCAGUACUACAUCUUCAUACCAUCUAAAUACAAGGACUGUUACCUGGUGUCCAUCCUGAACGAGCUGGCCGGGAACUCCUUCAUCAUUUUCUGCAGCACGUGCAACAAUGCCCAGCGGGUGGCGCUGAUGUUGCGCAACCUCGGCAUCACCGCCAUCCCUCUUCACGGACAGAUGAGUCAGAAUAAACGUCUCGGAGCUCUGAACAAGUUCAAGUCCAAGUCUCGCUCGGUGCUGCUGGCAACUGACGUGGCGUCCAGAGGACUGGACAUCCCCCAUGUCGACUGUGUCAUCAACUACGACAUCCCCACUCAUUCAAAGGACUACAUCCACAGAGUGGGACGAACUGCCAGAGCCGGCCGCUCAGGAAAAUCCAUAACGUUUGUCACACAAUACGACGUGGAGCUCUUYCAGCGAAUCGAAAGUCUGAUUGGAAAGAAACUUCCUGCUUUUCCCACUCAAGAGGAGGAAGUGAUGAUGMUGGUGGAGAGGGUGAGCGAGGCGCAGAGAUUCGCCAAGCUGGAAAUGAAGGAACAGGGAGAGAAGAGGAAGAGGCCCAGAGCUGGAGACGGAGAUGAGGACGACACAGAACAAGCAAGUGGAGUGAGGAAGAAGGUGAAAGGAGGACCAGGAGCACGAGGAGGAGGAGGAGGAGGAAGAGGAAGAGGUGGGAAGAAGGGUGGAGGAGCCUGGAGAGGAGGGCGCUGAAGCAUCUGCCUGUAAUAAAAUGUACAUAACCACAAGACACAAUGCCUUGUCUUGUUUUUGAUGUAAAACUCCAACAUGUUUUCCACCAUUCAGUUUAGAAACUAAUUUAAUUCCAGAACAAGAGCUUUCUUUACCAGUGUAUGACUUUGUUCUAUUUCUAAUAAAACUUUAUUAUAAAACCUGAA
Austrofundulus limnaeus is the source of this 1580-nucleotide messenger RNA. It is a transcript of the gene ddx47, whose product is annotated as DEAD (Asp-Glu-Ala-Asp) box polypeptide 47. Gene Ontology annotation, cellular component: cytosol. The record is from RefSeq and is a predicted model, not a curated record. Gene Ontology annotation, molecular function: RNA helicase activity; ATP binding; nucleic acid binding. NCBI's taxonomy places the organism in Eukaryota, Metazoa, Chordata, Actinopteri, Cyprinodontiformes, Rivulidae.